AUGUUUUUCGUGUGUUUUCAGAGCGGGCUGGAGGUCGGCGUGGAGUUCACCCACGAAGCUACAGACGGCGACUGCCACUUCCUUGCAUCAGUGUGUCCUGACUGCUUCAAACCCACCAAGAACAAGCAGUCGGUCUUCACCAGGAUGGCGGUGGUCAAAGCUCUGGAGAAAAUUCCUGACGCCAGCUUCCUCAGACAUUACCCUUGUCCUCCAGCGCGGCCAUCCAGCUGUUGCAGUCUUCAGGGCGUCCAGUGUCUCCACACGUCCGUCUUCAUCGCAGGGAGAUACAACAAGUUCUGCCGCAGUCUGCCUCAGACCCCCUGGGUGAUCGACGGAGAGAGGAGGAUGGAGUCUUCAGUGGAGGAGCUGAUCGCAGCGCCCGUCCUGUCGUCCUUCAGAGCCGAGGGUUUUAAUUUCUCCUCGUCCGGCAGAGAGGACGUCGACGUCCGAACUCUUGGAAACGGUCGUCCGUUUGCGAUGGAGCUGAUUAAUCCUCACAAGUCCAGACUCAGCCGGGUCGAGAUGAAGCAGCUGCAGGAGACAAUUAACGAGUCUUCAGACAAAAUCAGAGUACGAGACCUGCAGAUCGUCUCCAGAGACGCUAUGAGUCGAAUGAAGGAGGGCGAGGAGGAGAAGACGAAGUCGUACACGGCGCUUGUCUGGACCAGGAAACCGAUUCAGAGAGAUGAUAUCAUCUUCAUUGGUGAAAUCAAGGAGCUGACUCUGGAUCAGAAAACUCCUCUCAGGGUUUUGCAUCGCCGUGCGCUCGCCGUCCGACAGAGAGUCGUCCACAGUAUGAACGCUCGCUUCCUGGACCCGCAUCACUUCCACCUGGAGCUGAAGACGCAGGCCGGGACUUACAUUAAAGAGUUCGUCCACGGAGACUUCGGCCGCACUAAACCGAACCUGUGUGAGCUGCUCCAGACGGACACGGACAUUCUGGAGCUGGACGUGGAGUCUGUGGACGUGGACUGGCCUCCCGCCAUCCCAGAGUGAACGUCGUCCCGGAUCCGAGAGCCGGCGGGUUCGGUCCUGUUGGUUCGUUUCACCACGGCUCGUCCCAUAACGACGCUGCAUCGAAGCGACCGCCAAGGUCACGUGAGAACACCGGUGAAUGCUGUUGGGAUGUGAGAGUGGCUCCGUCCUGCUGCUGCUCGGAGACGUUUGUGACACGUUCAGUAUUGUUCCUGACGAACCUCGGAGGGAAAAACACUUUCUUUACAUUUAAUUUCAUUGUUUUUUAUGAAAUUUUCCGGCAGCGAGUCGCUGAGUUGUGACGAUAUAUUGAGUUUUCAUAAUUUCAGGGACCUCAGAUUUAACUUUUGUGUCCAUCUGAUUAUUUCUAAAACACAUUUCCACGACUCACUGUGGGAUAAAAUGUAAAAUUAGAUUUCUUGAGCUGAGGUCACAGAUGAUGCCACUGAUAUUAUUUCAGAUAACUUUUUUCAUCCUGAACUUUUAAAUGCAUCUUAUUUAUGAACCCUUAGUUUUUCACUUAAAAUGUGCUUUACUGUUAGUUUGUCGUGUUAAGUGCAUUUUUUUGCUCAGAAUCAAUAAAGCAACUCCACCUA
This is a messenger RNA of Paralichthys olivaceus (Japanese flounder), 1571 nucleotides long. The record is from RefSeq and is a predicted model, not a curated record. NCBI's taxonomy places the organism in Eukaryota, Metazoa, Chordata, Actinopteri, Pleuronectiformes, Paralichthyidae.